Drosophila busckii is the source of this 2646-nucleotide messenger RNA. RefSeq names its product serine/threonine-protein kinase hippo (gene hpo). Gene Ontology annotation, molecular function: ATP binding; protein serine/threonine kinase activity. The transcript is spliced from 2 exons. The record is from RefSeq and is a predicted model, not a curated record. The coding region runs from base 255 to 2267 and encodes 670 amino acids. Gene Ontology annotation, biological process: intracellular signal transduction; protein phosphorylation; protein tetramerization. Gene Ontology annotation, cellular component: cytoplasm. NCBI's taxonomy places the organism in Eukaryota, Metazoa, Arthropoda, Insecta, Diptera, Drosophilidae.
CAACGAUAAGCUCAGGUAUCGACUAAUCGAUAGCUCUAUUGUCCACUGCUUAGAGUUGCCAGCCGCUUGGAAUUGCGACGGACAAGCGAAUAAAGAACAAAUGUGUGUGAAAAAAUGUUGCUUUAAAUUGGCAAUUAUUGUUGAGUGUGUUAAUUUGAUACGUGCAACAUAAACGUUGCAGCAACGCAGGUUUAAUUAUAAGCAUAUGCUAAGCCAGCUGUGCGUGUGGUGAAACAACAGCCAGCAGCAGCAACAUGUCUUCCAAUACAAAUAGUCAUGGCGAGCUAAAGAAAUUGUCGGAGGAGUCACUCUUGCAGCCGCCGGAAAAAGUGUUUGACAUUAUGUACAAGCUGGGCGAGGGCAGCUAUGGGUCGGUGUUUAAGGCGUUGCACAAGGAAAGCAGCUCCAUUGUGGCCAUUAAGCUGGUGCCUGUGGAGUCAGAUCUGCACGAGAUCAUCAAGGAGAUAUCGAUUAUGCAACAAUGUGAUUCUCCCUAUGUGGUGCGCUACUAUGGCUCCUACUUCAAGCAGUAUGAUCUAUGGAUAUGCAUGGAGUACUGUGGAGCCGGCAGUGUCUCAGACAUUAUGCGUCUGCGUAAGAAAACGCUCACGGAGGACGAGAUCGCCACCAUACUGUCGGACACACUCAAGGGCCUUGUUUAUUUACAUUUGCGCCGCAAAAUCCAUCGCGACAUCAAGGCUGCAAAUAUACUGCUCAACACGGAGGGAUUCGCGAAGCUGGCAGACUUUGGCGUUGCCGGUCAGCUGACGGACACAAUGGCCAAACGCAAUACAGUCAUUGGCACACCCUACUGGAUGGCGCCUGAGGUCAUUGAGGAGAUUGGCUACGAUUGUGUUGCAGACAUUUGGUCGUUGGGCAUCACUGCGCUGGAGAUGGCAGAGGGCAAGCCACCAUAUGGCGAUAUUCAUCCCAUGCGUGCCAUAUUUAUGAUACCACAAAAGCCGCCACCCUCGUUUCGUGAGCCAGAUCGCUGGAGCACCGAGUUCAUUGACUUUGUUAGCAAAUGUCUGGUCAAGGAUCCCAAUGAGCGUGCCACUGCAACAGAUUUGCUGGAUCAUGAGUUUAUACGCAAUGCCAAGCAUCGCAGCAUACUGAAGCCUAUGCUGGAGGAAACCUGUGCCAUUCGCGAGCAUCAGCGUGCCAAUCGUGCCGCUGAUAUGGCUCUUAACCAGGCCAAGCUACUGGCCACGCAGGAUCCCAGCCUUAUGCUACAGGAGGAGGAGACUGAUUUCAAUGCGGGUACCGAUAAAACCUUCUUUGAGGACCCUGGAACUUUAGUGCCGGAGAAAUUUAAUGAAUAUCAACAGACUUCUGCUUCGGAUGCCACUAUGAUAGCACAUCCAGAACAGGAGAUAGACGAAGGCACGCUUGGACCAGGCGGCUUACGCCCAAAUAUGGCCAAGGCGGCUGCUAAAGCAGCGGCAGUGCCAGCAGAUGUUGCCGCUGUGGAUAGUGGCACCAUGGUGGAGCUAGAGUCCAAUUUGGGCACUAUGGUUAUCAAUUCGGAUUCGGAUGACUCUACCACUGCGAAGCGCUCGGAGGAUCAGAAGCCGCGCAAUCGUUAUCGUCCACAGUUCCUGGAUCAUUUCGAGCGUAAAAACGCUAGCGAAACGCGUGCUGAUGAUAAAAGCGUUAGCACGCCCACAGAAUAUUCGCCAGCGGCAGCAGAGCAGCAGUUACUGCAACAACAACAGCAGCAGCAGCAACAACAACAACAGCAGGCACAGCUUUUGGAGCAGCCACAGCAUGAUGCCAACUGGGAGCAAAAUAUGGAAUUGCAUUUUCAACAAAUCUCAGCCAUCAAUCAGUAUGGUCUACAGCAGCAUCAGCUACAACAACAGCAGCAGCAGCAGCAACAACAACAACAACCGCAUUUGCUUGUGUCGCAUGCGCUAAUGAACGAGCAGCUGGUUGCGCUUAAUAAUCAGCAGAACCUACUGCGCAACAAUGCUACACCACAGCAACAACAACAGCAACAGCAGCAGCAGCCAUCUGCGCCACCCGCAUAUCAACAUCAACAUUUGCACACACAGUCGCAUCCGUUUGUCGAGGGUGAAUUUGAGUUUCUCAAAUUUCUUACCUUUGAUGAUUUGAACCAGCGUCUGAGCAAUAUUGACCACGAAAUGGAGCUGGAGAUUGAGCAGUUGAACAAGAAAUAUAAUGCUAAGCGUCAGCCCAUUGUGGAUGCCAUGAAUGCGAAACGCAAGCGUCAACAGAAUAUUAACAACAAUCUAAUUAAAAUAUAGACUAGCCCCAUGUAGUUUUUGACUAUAAACAAGUGAAACGAGAACCGAAAAGCUUUAUUGUAAAAUGCACUGAGAAUUUAGCAUUAACCCUCUUAACCCCUAACAUAUUCUAAAUGCACGCGUUUUCGUUUCAUUUGCUCAAGUAACUCAAAUAAUUUUAAAACAAAAAUCUAUAUCUCAAACCUAAGACUAAAUUUGGUGCGUUCUUCCUUGUUAAUUUUAAAACUCUUACAAAAUGUUUUGUGUUUAAUACUGAUUUUUUUAUAACAAAGUUUCAUUUAAGUGCAACUGAACAACAAGAAUAAUCAUAAACACAUAGGAAACCUGCAAGCAAUAAAUAGAUAUAAAUGAAAAGAAUUUUUAUACGGCAUUGGCAUAU